CAUCCAAGUAGUUUUGACUGACGUACAGCACGGACAAGCGCAAGCCCAGGCCAGCAUCUAGCAAACUUGCCUCAGCUUAGAGGAUCUGAGCUGUUAAACCGCUCACCAUCAUGCCUCCAGUCAAGUUGGCCGUUGUGGGCGGUGGACCAUCCGCCUUCUACGUCACAUCUCGGCUGCUGUCUCUACUCAAGCCCUCGGAAGCUCCAUCAUUCCGAGUUCAUAUGUAUGACCGUCUCUGGGCACCUCACGGCCUCGUCAGAUACGGUGUUGCGCCAGAUCACCCUGAAGUAAAGAAUUGCACGAACAAGUUCGAUGACACAGCCAACGAUCCUCGCUUUCGCUUCUUCGGCAAUGUCAAUGUCGGAGACACUCCUCUGACUUCAAUACCACACACGCACUCGCUACCGUUAAGAUCUCUCCUCCAGAACUAUACCCACGUCCUAUUCGCAACUGGAUGCACCCUUUCCACCCUCCAUCCUGCCAUCCCGCCUUCAGAAUACUGCGUACCCGCCCUGUCUAUGGUACACUGGUACACGCAACACCCCAGCCAUGUGCCACCGCCUGAUCUUCGAAAAAUAUCGCAUGUCUCCCUCAUUGGAAACGGCAACGUGUCCCUUGACAUAGCUAGGAUCCUGUUGACUCCACCUCACGUACUCGAGAAAUAUGAUGUCCCUACUUCGGUCUUGGACGUUCUCAGACAGUCGGCAGUGAAGCACGUAUCAAUCAUGGCCAGGCGCGGUCCGCUCGAGGCUGCAUUUACCACCAAGGAGCUCCGGGAACUAAUGAAUCUUCCUGAUGCAUCCAUGGUUCCGCUUAGCUCAUCUAUACUAACGUCAGCUCCAGAGAUGACUAUGACGCGACAACAGCGGCGUACGCUAGAAUUACUUCAGAAAGGAUCGAAGAAUGCUUACGGUUCAACACCCAAGACGUGGUCACUAGAAUUCUAUCGCUCUCCUACAGGACUUACACCCCCCACAUCUUCAUCCCCACUAGCCCAAUUGACCCUAGCACACACCGAGCUGGAUCCAAGAACGAGGCGUGCCAUAUCAACAGGAGAAACUUCUUCACUCCUAACUUCUCUCGUUAUCACAUCCCUAGGCUUCCACGCGGACCCUCAGACUACAUUCUACGACCCUUCCCUAGGUCACCUUCGUGCACUUGCUGGACGCAUUAUUUCUUCAUCUGGCACCGCGAUCAAAAACAUAUACGCCUCUGGCUGGUCUGCCAAUGGCGCGAAAGGAGUGCUAGCCUCUACAAUGAUGGAUGCUUACGCGGUUGCGGAUAUCAUUCUCUCCGAUAUAACACCAGGCGAAAAAGGUGUUCAAACAACGGCCACCUCUUCAAACCCUGAUAUGAUUUUAUCAUCAGAAUUCCAGCUUAACCCUAAUCCACAUGUUGAAGACCCGCCUCUGGAAAUUCUUGAGGGCUUGAAGAACGGGACUGUGACCACCUACGAUGAUUGGAAGCACAUUGACGCCGAAGAGCGGCGUCGGGGAGAGGCCAUGGACAAGGAGCGAGAAAGGAUGAGCUGGUCCGAUGCACGUACUUUCAUGUCACAACGUGCCGCUUUGCAUUAGAAUAAUAUAUUCUAGAUGGUACAUGGUGAUUGUCCGCUAGACAACUAAUUUCAUUACAGCUCCAUCUUACUAUUUGACGUAAGUACUCAAGUUCUCGAUCGUUAUCUUUCGGACAGACGGGAGAAGGGCGCUGGUAAUGGUCGUUGUUUCAUCGUCCUUGAAGGUGGUAUGUUCUGCAUACUUUGUACAACAGCGGCUGUCUGCCGGCGCGGAAGAGCUUGCUCCUGUUGCAUAACCUUCUAAAUGGAAAGGAUUUUCGUCUAUAUAUCAGUACAGUGCUGAUCGCGACAACGAACCUCAGCAUCCGUUUUACGUUUGGAGUAAAACGUGAACAACUCCGCGAUCUGCUGCUCAAGGAUCUG
Molecule: messenger RNA, 1939 nt
Organism: Coniophora puteana RWD-64-598 SS2
Lineage: Eukaryota; Fungi; Basidiomycota; Agaricomycetes; Boletales; Coniophoraceae
Product: ferredoxin adrenodoxin reductase
Exons: 2
Coding region: 111-1577 (488 amino acids)
Biological process (GO): ubiquinone biosynthetic process
Cellular component (GO): mitochondrion
Source: RefSeq, a predicted model, not a curated record